AUGGACGGUAUCGAGGAGCUGCGCAACGUGUUGGUCAUUGCGGCUACGAACAAACCCGACGUGCUCGACCCUGCGUUGAUGCGGCCCGGCCGAUUGGACAACAUCCUCUACAUUGGCCCGCCCGACUUUGAGGCUCGCCAGGAGAUAUUCCGGAUCUGGACCAGCCAGUCUGUCCUUCACCCGGAGGUGGACCUCGAAGACCUGGCCGCUCGAACCGAAGGCUACUCCGGUGCUGAGAUUGUGAGCAUCUGUGAAACGGCGGGUGACGCGGCCCUGGACGAGGAAGAGGAGACCGGGCAGCAGCAAGAGGUGUGCCAGAAGCACUUUGACUACGCAUUGGGACAGGUGCGACGGCAGAUCACGGCCGUGGUGGUCGAGGAGUAUGAACGAUGGCGACAGGGCAUCGAUCAAUAG
This is a messenger RNA of Penicillium riverlandense, 414 nucleotides long. RefSeq lists its product as uncharacterized. Gene Ontology annotation, cellular component: cytoplasm. The transcript has a single exon. The record is from RefSeq and is a predicted model, not a curated record. Bases 1 to 414 code for a protein of 137 amino acids. Gene Ontology annotation, molecular function: ATP binding; ATP hydrolysis activity. Lineage: Eukaryota; Fungi; Ascomycota; Eurotiomycetes; Eurotiales; Aspergillaceae.